Molecule: messenger RNA, 751 nt
Organism: Meloidogyne enterolobii
Lineage: Eukaryota; Metazoa; Nematoda; Chromadorea; Rhabditida; Meloidogynidae
Source: the annotation of a GenBank genome assembly
AAUUGUAAUCUUUCAGAAAAGCAGAUAUAUUUUAAUUUUCUCUAAUAAUUUUUCUUUUCGAAUGGUUAGGCCGAAGAAUGCAAUUUCACCAACAAAGGAAGGAGAAAUUAAAGAAAAAGUUGAAGCCAUUAAAAAACAAUUUGCUAAGGAUAUUAUAGAACUCGAAAUGGCAAAACGCGAAUAUUCUACAGCAUUCGUGACUGCUAUGAAAGCUGAAUUUUCAAAAAUCAUUCCAAAGGAAAUUUUGGACAUGAAACUGGUUGACUAUAUUAAAAUGAUGGAAGAAGAACACAAUGUUGAUGAGACUUAUGUAAUCGAGGGAGGGCCAUCAUCUAGUUCCGAAACCUUUAAACAUCCUGGAAAAUACAAAUCUAUAAACGUUGCUGGAGGAAUGCACAUGAAAGUACCUCCCUGUAUAACUCCGAGAGUUCAAGGGUUUGGACAGCCGCGAGCUUCUAAAUUUGGUGAACUUUUGUUUUCUGUCAGAGGAACUCCGGUAUUGACUACAGGGACUUCUAUGAGUAUGUUGGAAGCAAAGAAGCGAGAGGCUGUUGUUCAGAGCUUGUUACAACAAGAAGAUUCUAUGCUUACACCGGAGACUCGAAAAGUUAUUGGAAAACUCAAAGAACUUGUUAAUAAGCGGGAGGAGCAACUUCCACGUCCAACUCAAUUACAUCGCAAGAAAAUUUUGGCAAAAGAAAAUGAGAAGGAAAAUGAAGAAUAAUUUAAGAAUGUGUUUUGAAUUUAUUUU